Molecule: messenger RNA, 1636 nt
Organism: Myotis davidii
Lineage: Eukaryota; Metazoa; Chordata; Mammalia; Chiroptera; Vespertilionidae
Product: cytochrome P450 26A1
Biological process (GO): sterol metabolic process
Molecular function (GO): oxidoreductase activity, acting on paired donors, with incorporation or reduction of molecular oxygen; monooxygenase activity; heme binding
Source: RefSeq, a predicted model, not a curated record
CUGCUGGCCAGUGCUCUCUGCACCUUCGUGCUGCCGCUGCUGCUCUUCCUGGCGGCGAUCAAGCUCUGGGACCUGUACUGCGUGAGCAGCCGCGACCGCAGCUGCGCCCUCCCUCUGCCCCCCGGCACCAUGGGCUUUCCCUUCUUUGGGGAAACAUUGCAGAUGGUGCUACAGCGAGGGAAGUUCCUGCAGAUGAAGCGCAGGAAAUACGGCUUCAUCUACAAGACGCAUCUGUUUGGGCGGCCCACUGUGCGGGUGAUGGGUGCCGACAACGUGCGGCGCAUCUUGCUCGGGGAGCACCGGCUAGUGUCGGUCCACUGGCCCGCGUCGGUGCGCACCAUCCUGGGCUCCGGCUGCCUUUCCAACCUGCACGACUCCUCGCACAAGCAGCGCAAGAAGGUAAUUAUGCAGGCCUUCAGUCGUGAGGCGCUCCAGUGCUACGUGCCGGUGAUCACCGAAGAAGUGGGCAACUGCUUGGAGCAGUGGCUGAGCUGCGGCGAGCGGGGCCUCCUGGUCUACCCCCAGGUGAAGCGCCUGAUGUUCCGCAUCGCCAUGCGCAUUCUGCUGGGCUGCGAGUCCCGUCUGGCCAGCGGCGGGGACGCCGAGCAGCAGCUCGUGGAGGCCUUCGAGGAAAUGACCCGCAAUCUCUUCUCAUUGCCCAUCGACGUGCCCUUCAGCGGGCUGUACCGGGGCAUGAAGGCGCGGAACCUCAUCCACGCGCGCAUCGAGGAGAACAUUCGCGCCAAGAUCUGCGGGCUGCGGGCGGCCGAGGCUGGCGCAGGCUACAAGGAUGCGCUGCAGCUGUUGAUCGAGCACUCGUGGGAGCGGGGAGAGAGGCUGGACAUGCAGGCACUAAAGCAAUCUUCCACCGAACUCCUCUUCGGAGGACACGAAACCACCGCCAGUGCAGCCACUUCUCUGAUCACUUACCUGGGGCUCUACCCUCAUGUUCUCCAGAAAGUGCGAGAGGAACUGAAGAGUAAGGAUUUACUUUGCAAGACCAAUCAAGACAACAAGUUGGACAUAGAAACUUUGGAACAGCUUAAAUACAUUGGGUGUGUUAUUAAAGAGACCCUUCGACUGAAUCCCCCAGUUCCAGGGGGGUUUCGGGUGGCCCUUAAGACUUUUGAAUUAAAUGGAUACCAGAUUCCCAAAGGCUGGAAUGUUAUCUACAGCAUCUGUGAUACGCACGACGUGGCAGACAUCUUCACCAACAAGGAGGAAUUUAAUCCUGACCGAUUUAUGCUGCCACACCCUGACGAUGCAUCCAGGUUUAGCUUUGGGAAGGAGUUUGCAAAAAUUCUUCUCAAAAUAUUUAUAGUGGAGCUGGCCAGGCAUUGUGACUGGAGGCUUCUCAAUGGACCUCCUACAAUGAAAACCUGUCCCACCGUGUACCCUGUGGACAAUCUCCCUGCAAGGUUCACCCGUUUCCAGGGGGAAAUCUGAUGGUGGGAAUGCCUAGGCCUCGGACUUAUUGGAAAUGUACCUAUGAGAUUUUACAUAAUGCCAUGUUGAUUCUAUUUAAUUUCUAAAUAUAUAUUAUAAUAUUUAUGUGUCUCUACUACAGUGCCACAGUCUUUAAAUAUUAAAAUAAUGAAUUUUGUAUAGUUUCCAAAUAAAGUAAAAUUUGAAGGUG